This is a messenger RNA of Salvia hispanica, 2186 nucleotides long. RefSeq names its product Pentatricopeptide repeat (PPR) superfamily protein. Gene Ontology annotation, molecular function: protein binding; mRNA binding. The record is from RefSeq and is a predicted model, not a curated record. Lineage: Eukaryota; Viridiplantae; Streptophyta; Magnoliopsida; Lamiales; Lamiaceae.
CUAUACUUUUUAUUCAUUAUGUUUCAUGAAAGCAAAUUAGCAAAUAUCGUAUUUAUAGAUUUUGAGUUACAGUUGGCGCGAAUUUUCUCCAUCCCUCUGAUCAGUCCCCUAGCACACCAAGCUUUUGAAGUAUCUGGUCGGAUAAAUUCUCUGUAGCAUCUGAGCUGCUCUGUAGUAUUAAUGCGGCGGAAACCGGAAGGCUAUAUCUUAAUGCCGCUAAUGUGUUCGAUGAAAUGCUUCAAUGGCAUGAUUGUGCCUUCUUUGCUCUGAACCUGCGGUUUCUUUUAAUUUGACUAUGCAUUGAGGUCUUGUUGAUGCUUUUGUGUGCAAUGUUCACCGCAAUGUCGCGGCGGCUUUCACUCUUACACACAACUCACAGAUUAUUGAGAAAUGCAUCAUUCACUAAUCAUGUUGCAGUAGCGCCUUAUCCUGUUGCUUUAAGUUGUUAUAGAGACUACAGCAAAAUGCUCGCCUACCCCUCCUCUGUACCGAGCAGAAAUAUUCUCAUCGCCCCGCAUUUUUAUCCACUUAUGUUUAGGCCCUAUUGCACUUCAGAGGAAUUUGAAUCGAUCAAGCCAUCUUCUACUGAUGGAACUGAUCAUGCUGAUGAGGUGUACAAAACAGUGUUGGAUUAUGCAAAGCCCGAGUACAAAAUGGAGGGGGCUCUUGAUGAACUUGGCAUUGAAUUGACAACACCUUUGGUAGUAGAGGUUCUAGACAGGCUUCGAUUUGAGGAGAAGCUAGCAUUCAGGUUCUUUAAUUGGGCGGGGCACCAAGAAUAUUAUAGUCAUGAGCCUGAAUCCUAUAAUAGAAUGAUUGAAAUUCUAUCCAGUACUAAGUACAAGGUGAGGCAGUUUCGGAUCAUCUGUGAUCUGCUUGAUUAUAUGAAAAGGAGUGACAAAAGCUCUGUACCUAUUGAGGUGUUGCUGACCAUUUUGAGAAGGUAUACUGAGAAACACUUGACGCAUCUUCAGAAGUUUGCGAAGAAGAAAAAGAUACGCGUGAAGACACAGCCUGAGAUAAACGCGUUAAAUCUGCUCUUGGAUGCUAUGUGCAAGUGCUCUCUCGUUGAGGAUGCUGAGGCGAUGUGCCAGAGGGUGAGAAGCAAGGUCAAGCCGAAUGCUGACACAUAUAACAUUUUGUUCUUUGGGUGGUGCAGGGUUAGGAACCCGACCAAAGCUAUGGGCGUGCUCGAUAAUAUGAUCAGUAUGGGUUUUACGCCCGAAUAUUUCACGUACAACACUGCCAUUGAUACCUUUUGCAAAGCAGGGAUGCUGAAAGAUGCUGCUGAGAUUCUGCAGUUCAUGAAGACCAAAGGCUCAACUAUGUCUUCUCCCACAGCAAAAACUUACGCUAUUAUGAUGGUAGCACUUGUUCAGAAUGACAGAAUGGAUGAGUGCUUUGAAAUCUUAGCAGAUAUGAUAGCUAGUGGAUGCCUUCCUGAUGUGUCUACGUACAAAGAACUGAUUGAUGCCAUGUGUUCUGCUGGAAAAAUCGAAGCUGCGUAUAAGUUCUUGGAAGAGAUGGGACAGACGAGCUACCCUCCUGAUAUUGUCACUUACAACUGUUUUCUCAAGGUUCUGUGUGAUAAUAGGAAUAGUGAAGAGGCACUUCGUCUUUUCCGGAAAAUGAACGAGGUGGGAUGCUCACCCAGUGUGCAAACGUACAAUAUGCUGAUUGUGUUGUUUUUCAAGAUUGGUGAGCCCGAUGGUGCCUUUGAAGCUUGGAGGGAGAUGGAGAGAAGAGGUUGUGCUCGUGAUACUGAUACCUACUGCGUGAUGAUUGAAGGACUAUUCGGAUGCAAUAAUACCAAGGAUGCCAUUUCACUUUUGGAAGAAGUUUUAAACAUGGGGAUGAAAUUACCCUUUAAGAAAUUCGACGCCUUUUUGAAGGAGCUCUCUGCAGUUGGUGACCUCCGUGCAAUCGGUAGACUGUCGGCGCAAAUGCGUAAAUUUUACAAUCCUGCAAUGGCACGCCGUUUCGCUGUAACUCAGAAGCGUAGAAGUAUGAGCUUGAGAGGAAGGUGAGGGCUGGUUCCUACAAAUUCACAAUGGCUUGUAUGAUAUAUGCCUGAUAUCCCCACAUGCGACAAUUUCUUUCUUAAAUCAACUUUGCAAUCUUUUCCUUCAUCCUGUAAACUUAUUUUCUGUCUAGUUUGGAAUGACAUAGUUUAAUGAGGAACUAAA